AUGGCGGUGAAUUCCACUGGACUGGACGUAGCCAGCGACCUGGCGGAGCUGGGAACCCUGCAGGAGGCUUUCAGCAACAGCUUCCUGAUGAUCUUGGUCACCGAGCUGGGUGUGGCCGAUGCGCCCCUUGACGUUUGGAUUCCUGGGACGAUGCCAGAUGCUCCGGCCAUGCCCAGGCAAGUGCUUCGGAGCUCCUUCGCACACGAGCAGUCUGGUGGUGGCACCACAGAUGUGAGACGGCCCAUACGCCCGGAUUCGCAGGAUUCUGCCGACUUGGAUCCCAUCCUGGCCCUUGAUGACUUCACCGUGGCACUGCCAGACGGAUUUCCAGAUCAUGCCCAUCGUGGCUUUAUCACCAUGACCUACCUGCUGCCGUCUUCUCCGGGAGCCCUCUCCCACGAGGAUUUCCUAGGCAAUGCCGGCAGUCUUCAGCCGGGCGACGCACAGUGGAUGACCUGUGGACGUGGGAUCCUACACUCCGAGGUGCCUGAAAGCCACUUCUUCGCACGGGGGCUCCAGAUGUGGAUCAAUCUGCCUGAACAGGAGAAGAUGGCUGCUCCUGGGUAUCUGGAGCAGCCUCGAGGCACGCAGCUGCGGGUGGCCGCCCAAGGCGGUGGGGGAAACAUCACCGCGGCCGUCCUGGCCGGGGAGGCUUUGGGACACGGCCCAGUUGAGGGCCCUCGCCAUGGCCCGGAGCUGGCGGUCCACUUCACCAUGGAGCCGUUUGCGCUCUUCCAUCAGUCCAUUCCAGAAGGGCAUUCAGCCUUCAUCUACAUCCUUCUGGGCCAAGUGCUGGUUGCGGAUGUGACUGCAGAUGCGAACCAUUGCCUUGUCCUCACCGCUGCUCCUGGGGAAGAUGGUGUUACGGUUCGCACGGAAUCUUCCGAAGCUUCCUUCUUCCUCUGUGACAAGACAUUCUUCAUUGCUGCGCUGCUCGCGAUGAGACAUGACCGGCUGGCUGUCUUCUUCGGGUCUGCAGGUGCACUGGCUGCGAUGACCGCCUUGAGUGCCACCAUCGGCCUGGUCCUCCCCAAGUUGAUGCCCAGAAAGUACACCCAUUGGGCCGCAGUGGCGCUCUUCGUGUACUUCGGUCUGAAGCUCCUUUGGGAGGCUCUUCAGAUGUUGCGCAGCGGAAGUGGUUGUGGGCCCAGCGAAGAGCUGGAGGAGGUAGAGCAGAGCCUGAAGGAGGAGAGCCCCAAGGCAAAGCAGACCUGGGCCGUGGCUGGCCAGGCGCUGACUUUGACCUUCUUGGCCGAGUGGGGUGACCGCUCCCAGAUCUCGACCAUUGCCCUGGCUGCGGCGAAGGACCCUCUGGGCGUGACGCUGGGUGGCAUAAUCGGCCACUCGUGCUGCACGAGCCUCGCGGUCCUGGGGGGUCGUGUCCUGGCCGAGCACAUCUCCGAGCGGAUGGUCGUCACCGCCGGCGGGGUUCUUUUCCUUUGCUUUGCCCUGCAUGGAGCGAUUGUCGGCUCGGACUGA
Molecule: messenger RNA, 1479 nt
Organism: Symbiodinium sp. CCMP2592
Lineage: Eukaryota; Dinophyceae; Suessiales; Symbiodiniaceae
Source: the annotation of a GenBank genome assembly